Messenger RNA from Candidozyma duobushaemuli, 1557 nucleotides. RefSeq lists its product as uncharacterized. The transcript has a single exon. The record is from RefSeq and is a predicted model, not a curated record. Gene Ontology annotation, cellular component: cytoplasm. NCBI's taxonomy places the organism in Eukaryota, Fungi, Ascomycota, Pichiomycetes, Serinales, Metschnikowiaceae. The coding region runs from base 1 to 1557 and encodes 518 amino acids.
AUGAACACAUCGCCGCAAUUUCUGCCGUUCCAAGGCUCUCGCCGCAAUUCGCUCGAGCAGAGCAUCUGGGCACCCAUGCCCUCCGAACGGCAAGUAGACUCCUCCGCGCACCGGGCCUCGUUGCAGCCUCGCCAGGGCAGUCUUGACCAGGGCCUCGCCUUCGCACCGGGGCUCUGGGACCCUUGGCGUCCGCCGGAGCUGCCCCAGUGGGACUCUGCCCGCCGUCACCUGGUGGGCGACGUUUUCCCGGGCAACCAGCACCAGCAACAUCAACAACACCAGCAACACCAGCAACACCACCUCCAGCAGCCAGGCUUGCAGCCCCAGCAGCUUCAAAAUAUGCCCCAAUUUGGCUGGCCCGGCCAACUCCACCACUCCGAACAGCCUCACGGCUUUAGUGGGCAGGCGUUUCUGAAUUACGUUCCGCGCAGCGCUAAUCCGCCCCAGACCCACUCCAGCCCCACCAACGUGCAAAGUCCCCCGAAAGAAAACCAGGAGUUUCCCGUCUCAGCGCCCGCCGCUCAGCAGCAACCUGAAACGAGCGCUGUCGACUCCGUGGAUGCUUAUUUUUCUGCCGACCCCCACCAGCGUGUCAAGGUCACCGCCGAGUACCUCUCGCAGCGCUUCUUUGACGAGGAAAAAUAUCUCCUGGACCUGUACCAACUCCCCAAGUUUCCCGUCGAGAGCCAGUUGCAUGAUGCGCAACUAGUGCUCGUGGCUUUCAAGGCCGGCCGCAUCGACGUCUUCUACCUCCCCAGCUCGCUCACGCAGCCAAUUGGCGUGGGUGACUUGGUCAUGGUGGAGGCUGACCGCGGCCGUGAUUUGGGCAAAAUCGUGAAAUUGAACAUUUCCAUCGACGAAGCUCGUCUCCUCAAGCUUCUUCAGUUCUUAGAGCAGCAGGCCGCUCUCUGCGACACCUCCGUGGGCGAUCUCCUGGUGAGGCUGCUCCAUGGUGCACCCCACGGCGGCCCCGCGCCCCCUACCCUCCACUUCCCCAAACCAAUUAUUGGUUUGGCCCAACACAGCGAGACUGUCCAGAUCUUGAACAAGAAACAGGACGAGGAAAAGGCUUGCCGUUUGUGUCUUGCGAAAAUCGCCUCGACUUCCAGCGCCUUGGAUAAGAACAGCCUGAGUCUGUUGAGCCUGCUGGACUUGAACCAGAUGAAAUUGGUAGACGCCGAAUACCAGUUUGACCGCAAGAAGUUGAUCUUCUACUAUUCCACCUCGCGCAGAAUCGACUUCAGAGACUUGGUGCGUGAGUUAUUCAGAAUUUACAAGACGAGAAUCUGGAUGUGCGCAGUCAACGGCAUCCCUUAUAAGCGUCGCCAGUCCCAGAGCAAGGCACAAGCACAGACUCUGAACUCUCCACCGGGCCUGUCCACCAUGUCCCAAGAGAAAAGUUACUCGCAGGCCGCAGGUGGGAAACCACGGAGCCAGUCUCAGAGCUUGCCGCAAGGCCGGCCCUAUGCCAAUGUUCCACGAAACCUCAUGCGCCAGCCGGAAGAAAAUGGCGAAGGUCUCGUGUUGAAGCUGCUUGUGGACACUCUCAACCACUAG